Molecule: messenger RNA, 2446 nt
Organism: Helianthus annuus (common sunflower)
Lineage: Eukaryota; Viridiplantae; Streptophyta; Magnoliopsida; Asterales; Asteraceae
Product: protein VASCULAR ASSOCIATED DEATH 1, chloroplastic
Exons: 18
Coding region: 371-2257 (628 amino acids)
Biological process (GO): negative regulation of programmed cell death
Source: RefSeq, a predicted model, not a curated record
GAAAAUGUAUUGUUGAAAAUAUAUAUAGAACAAGAUAAAUAAUGUAUUGUUGAAAAUAUAUAUAGAACAAGAUAAAUAAUAUAAAAAUAUUUAAAUAAAAUAUAUAUUGAACAAGAUCACUAAAAGAUACCAAACAUUAUCUUCUUCCUGUUUUAGUAAUAUUAACCAAAACGUAACGCUUCAGUAAAAUGUAAAUCUGGAAUAAUAAUUUGUACAUUACUCUGCAUCUAACACUCCACAACUGGAAAUAACUUGUACCUUACCUUCACCAGCACACUGAUUCACUUCCGUUUUCCGUCAACUACUCAACCAGUCAUCAUCACCGCCGGUGCUGACGUCACGGUACUUCCUCCGUCGUAACUUCCUUUCUAUGGCGGUGGCCACCGACAACAUAGCACCUCCGUCACAAUCUAUGGACAAAUCACCGGCAACAAACUCAUCCGACGCUUCAACCGCCGACGAAUCUCCGUCGGCGUUAGGUUCGUCGUCCGUCGGAGUGCCAGAUCCGGUUGAAUAUUCUGAUUUCCCACGCAAAUCUUCUGUACAGCUUGAAUUUCAGCCGUCGUUGAAGAGCGAAGAGUAUCGGCAGCUGUUUCAUCUUCCUUCUGAAGAAGUCCUUAUUCAAGAUUUUAAUUGUGCGUUGCAAGAGAAUUUCAUCCUUCAGGGUCAUAUGUACCUGUUUGUUCAUCACGUAUGCUUUUACUCAAACCUAUUUGGAUUCGAGACAAAGAAAGUAAUAUCUUUUAGUGAAAUUACCUCAUUAAAAAGAGCAAAGACUGCAGGAAUAUUCCCUACAGCCAUAGAACUAAUAGCUUCAGAAAAAAAGUACUUCUUUACAUCGUUCUUAUCGCGUGAUGAAGCCUUUAAGCUUAUUAAUGAUGGUUGGGUGGAACAUGGAAAUGGAAGUAAAGCUAUUUCUGAUCAGCAGGACUCAAGAUCUGAGUCGAUUGAUGAAGAGCCUGAAAUUGUUGUAGUUGAAGAUUCAAAUGAAGCCAGACCGUCAGGAGACGAUUUGGAAACUGCAAACAGAAACACGAGUGACUUCACAGAGGAUCCCAAUGGUACACCUGGCACUGAAACUGAAGUGGCGGUGACGUCUUCAGGAGUGCAAGAUGCAGUGGACGAUGAUGCUGUCCUUGUUCAAAAUACUGAUUGUUCAUCUUCUGGAAAAUCGUUAGCAUGGGAAAUUGAGGAUGCUGAUGCACCUGAAGUCCCACAGGAGUAUACACUGGCUGCUGAAUCUACAUUUCCGAUGAAGGUGGAUGAGUUCUUUAGUUUCUUUUUCUCAGAUGACGCUCUCCCUUUUCUCGAAUCAUAUCACAACAAAUGCGGAGAUAAAGAUCUCAAGUGCACAUCAUGGAAACCCCAUGAACAACUUGGUUAUGCUCGUGAAGUAUCAUUCCAGCAUCCAAUCAAAAUUUAUUUUGGUGCUAGAUUUGGUACUUGCAAUGAAGUACAAAAUUUUCGAGUUUACAGAAACAGUCAUUUGGUUGUGAAGACAUCACAAGUGAUCAAUGAUGUUCCCUAUGGGGACUACUUUUCUGUCGAGGGGUUAUGGGAUGUGGUCGCGGAUUCAAGUAAUAGCUGCACAUUAAGGGUAUAUGUGACUGUGGCAUUCUCCAAGAAAACCAUGUGGAGAGGGAAGAUAGUGACGGCUACGAUUGAAGAGUGCCGGGAUACUUUUGCAGCCUGGAUAGAACUUGCGCAUGCCUUACUAAAACAGAAGACUGUUGCUAAACAAGCCAACAACCUAACCCCUGAGGUAAAUGUAGAAGCACCAGUACGGACCCCGGACCAAUUAGAACCGCCAUGUCAGAAUAGGGGCAUGACAACGACGCAAACCGUUCCACAGACCCAGGAAGUGAACCUGAACCCUGUCAACAACGGAUCUUCAAGCGGUUCUGCCACCGCGGUCUCCUUUCUCAGAGAUUCUGUACCAAAAAUGUUUUCAUCAUUUAAGUAUCAGAAUCAGGUCCCGUUCUUCGUUGUUAUCCUCCUGGCUGUUGUCAUCCUUCUAAUGCAGAUAAGCAUUGUUGUGCUGUUAAUGCGACCACAAACCGUCCAAGUAGUUUCAGACACAGCUUGGAUUAGCAAGGCUCGGAUAGACAGAAGGGCAGAGACGGUUACGUUGCUUAACAAACAGAUGGACCAUCUUAAAGAGGAGAUGCUCAUCGUUGAGACGUUACUAGAAAAAAUGAGACACGAGCAUGAUAUGUUAUCUGUUCAAGUCAAAAAGUUGAUGCUUCAAAAAAGUUAGCAUCUUAAAGAGGUAUAUGACUAUGAAAGUUGACCCAUGUAUGUGUGCAUUCUCAUUUCUUCCCUUGUGUUUUUGGUUUAUAAAUUCAAUAUAUAUGCAGGCGAUAAGUUGUACUAGAGUUGUGAACAUUUUGAAGAGAUGCCCAAAAAUUGUAUAGUCAUGUUGGUUAUUAUGAUUUUCAUUACGUUA